Messenger RNA from Lynx canadensis (Canada lynx), 2191 nucleotides. Its product is annotated as solute carrier family 22 member 9-like. The record is from RefSeq and is a predicted model, not a curated record. Gene Ontology annotation, biological process: transmembrane transport. Gene Ontology annotation, molecular function: transmembrane transporter activity. The transcript is spliced from 10 exons. Bases 233 to 1891 code for a protein of 552 amino acids. Lineage: Eukaryota; Metazoa; Chordata; Mammalia; Carnivora; Felidae.
AAUACCGCUUGGUGACUUUAAAGACAGCAGUUACCCACCUGCUCCCCCCAAAGAGCCUGGAGAAACGGCUUCUGGGGCCCAGUUGUGGAGGUGAGGCGGGGCCCAUCGAGGAAAAAGUGGGAUCAGGAUCAACACACGCUUACUGUGACGUACUGAAUGGAGAACUUUCUCCCUUUGACCUUUGCAUAAUAAAGUCAUUUUGCUCACAUUGGAGAUCGCUUGUUCGGCCACGAUGGCCUUUCAGGACCUCCUGGAUCAAGUUGGAGGCUGGGGGAGAUUCCACACCCUUCAGGUGGUUUUCUACAGCAUCCUCAACCUCAUAGUGUACCCUCACGUUUUAUUGGAGAGCUUCACUGCAAUCGUCCCUGGUCACCGCUGCUGGGUCCACAUCCUCGACAAUGACACAGUCUCUGCUAACAGCACUGGGAUCCUCAACCAAGACGCCCUCCUGAGAAUCUCCAUUCCACUGGACUCAAACCUGAGGCCAGACAAGUGUCAUCGCUUCCUCCACCUGCAAUGGGGGCUCCUUCACCUGAAUGGGACCUUCCCUAACACAAAUGAGCUGGACACGGAACCCUGUGUGGAUGGCUGGGUGUAUGACCAGAGCUUCUUUCUCUCCACCAUCGUGACGGAGUGGGACCUGGUGUGUGAAUCUCAGUCACUGAAAUCAGUGACCAAAUUCUUAUUCAUGGCUGGCAUGUUGGUGGGAAACAUCAUAUUUGGCCAUUUAUCAGACAGGUUUGGGAGGAAGUUAAUUCUCAGGUGGUGUUUCCUCCAGCUCGCCGUUACUGACACCUGUGCAGCCUUCGCGCCCACCUUCUUCAUUUAUUGCACCCUACGAUUCUUGGCUGGCUUUUCUACCAUGACCGUCCUGACAAACUCUGUGAUGCUCAUUGUAGAAUGGACAGUGCCCCAAUUCCAAGCCACGGGAAUAGCAAUGACCAUCUGUGGUGCUUGCAUAGGACAGAUGAUCCUGGGAGGACUGGCUUUUGCCAUUCGAGACUGGCAUACCCUUCAGCUGGUGUCUUCUGUACCAUUAUUUGUCCUUUUUCUUUUCUCAAGGUGGCUGAUGGAGUCUGCUCGGUGGCUGAUUAUGACCAACAAACCCGAGGAGGCCUUAAAGGCACUUAGAAAAGCUGCACUCUGGAACGGAAGGAAGAAUGUUGGAGACACCCUAACCAUAGAGGUUUUGAGAUCCAGCAUGCAAGAGGAGCUAGAGGCAGCACAGAAAAAAAUUUCUCUGCGUGAUAUAUUCCGCAUGCCUACGCUGCGCAGAAGGAUCUGUUUGAUGUCCUUUGUGAGGUUUUCAGUCUACAUGUCUUUUUAUGGCCUGAUUCUCCACAUCCAGCACAUUGGAAGCAAUGUUUUCCUGUCCCAGGUUCUCUUUGGCCUAGUCAACAUCGUAUCCAGUUAUAUUGCGGUUUUGGCACUGAAUCAUAUAGGCCGUCGAAUAUGCCAGAUGAUUUUCUUUUCCUUCCUUGGAAUCUCCAUUCUGAUCACCACAUUUCUGCCCAAAGAAAUGCAGACCCUGCGUCUUUCUUUGUCAUCCCUGGGAGUCGGAGUUUCUGCAGCAGCUGUUGUGAGUUCUUCUACCCAUGGAAACGAACUAAUCCCUACCAUAAUCAGGGCAACUGUCACGGGAAUCCUGGGGAUUGCUGCUUAUGUUGGGGCAGCGCUGUCUCCCCUCUUAAUGAUCCUGAAUGCGUAUUCUCCCCACCUGCCCUGGAUCAUGUAUGGAAUCUUCUCCAUCCUCGCCAGUCUUAUUGUCUCACUUCUUCCUGAAACCAGGAAUCAACCUCUGCCUGACUCCAUCCAGGAUGUGGAAAAGGAGAGAAAAGCCUCAAGAAAAGUAAAGCAGGAAGAUCCCUUCAUGAAAGUGACACAGUUUUAAGGAAUUCCAGGAAAUAACUGCUACUCAAAGAGUAAGAUAGGAGAAGGAAAAUCAGGACCGUUCCCAGAAAUUGGAAAAGUUUGUAAAAUAAAAGAAAAAGAUAGAAUGGAAUAACAGAUCCCAUUUACAAUUGCAGGACUAAGUAACUAUGGAUAAAAUAUCUACAAUCCUUCAAAAUAAGAAGUUUGAGAAAAGUCGUAAUACUUUUGAAAAAAGAUUUUAUUAUCCAAGUCUAGUUGACAUACAACGUUAUAUUAAUUUCAGGUACACCACAUAGUGAUACAAUUCUGUAUAUUAAAA